AUGGCGGAUCUGGGGGGAAAAACGGGGGAAUUGGGCCUGUCCUCACGCAGCACCGGGAGAAGGGAGAUCCUGCGGGACGGCGCUCUCGCUCCUGGGAACCCGCCUGAUCCCGUGCCCUGCUCGCUGGGAAGCGGCGACGGAGCAUGGAAGCAGGGAGAGCGCCUGCACAAGAUGCUCCUUGGGAACGAAGAGGUGGCGACAAGCGGUGAUGCAGCCCAGCCCGAUGAUCAGGCCAUUCUGGAGCGGAAGAUGAGAAGUGUCCAGGACCUGCUGCAGCUCUUCUACCUCACAGGGCUCAGCGGGAAGCAGACCAAGCACGGCGUGUGCUUCUGCAUCAGCACCGCCUUCGAGGGCACCUACCUGGACUCCUUCCACCUGGACCUGGCCACCAAGCCGCGGGUGCAGAUCCGGCGCCACUCCGUGCCCGUCUUCAUCCCGCUGGAGCAGCUGGCCAGGAAGCACCUGCAGACGGACAUCAGGCGCUUCCUCUCCGCGCUCUCCGACCACCUCAACGCCUACGUGGGCAGGAGGUACCAGGCCGACCAGCUGCAGGAGCGUUUCUCAGGCCACCUGGAAGGAACCCUGCAGAGAAACUCCCUGUGCAACGUGCUGGUCUUCAGGUACAACACGUCAGGGCAGGAGGAGACCUUCCCGUUCAGCGCGAGGCUGCUCUACGGAGAUCCCUGCCGCAGCCUCCCCACCGAGGCCGUCGUUUCGUGCGCGCCGGGCGCCGCCGCGUCGCUGGCGGAGAGGACGGCCGCUCACUCGGACGCCUUUCGCCGCCUGCCGCUGCACAGAGCCCUCGAGGUGCUCAGCAGCCCCCGGGAAAGCCUGCAGGAAGCACCGUGA
Messenger RNA from Tinamus guttatus (white-throated tinamou), 849 nucleotides. The record is from RefSeq and is a predicted model, not a curated record. NCBI's taxonomy places the organism in Eukaryota, Metazoa, Chordata, Aves, Tinamiformes, Tinamidae.